Pteronotus mesoamericanus is the source of this 2408-nucleotide messenger RNA. RefSeq names its product broad substrate specificity ATP-binding cassette transporter ABCG2. Gene Ontology annotation, biological process: transmembrane transport. Gene Ontology annotation, cellular component: plasma membrane. Gene Ontology annotation, molecular function: ATP hydrolysis activity; riboflavin transmembrane transporter activity; ABC-type transporter activity. The record is from RefSeq and is a predicted model, not a curated record. The transcript has 15 exons. Lineage: Eukaryota; Metazoa; Chordata; Mammalia; Chiroptera; Mormoopidae. Bases 22 to 1989 code for a protein of 655 amino acids.
AGAAGGGCAGACGCUCUCCAGAUGUCUUCGGGGAAUGACCAUGUUUUUCUCCCAAUGUCACAAAGACACAUCAGUGGCCUCCCUGGGACGAUACCCAAUGACCUGAAGGCCGUCACUGAAGGAGCUGUGUUAAGUUUUCAUAACAUCUGCUAUCGAGUAAAAGUGAAGAGUGGCUUUCUACUUGGUCGGAAAACAGUUGAGAAAGAAAUACUGACGGAUGUCAAUGGGAUCAUGAGACCCGGCCUCAACGCCAUUCUGGGACCCACAGGUGGAGGCAAAUCCUCGUUGUUAGAUAUCUUAGCUGCAAGGAAAGAUCCCCAGGGAUUAUCUGGAGAUGUUUUGAUAAACGGAGCGCCUCGACCUGCUAAUUUCAAAUGUAACUCAGGUUAUGUGGUACAGGAUGAUGUUGUGAUGGGAACUCUGACAGUGAGAGAAAAUUUACAGUUCUCAGCAGCUCUUCGCCUUCCAUCAACUAUGACGAAUCGUGAAAAGAAUGAACGGAUAAACGUGGUCAUUCAAGAGUUAGGUCUGGCCAAAGUGGCAGAUUCCAAGGUUGGAACUCAGUUUACCCGUGGUGUGUCAGGAGGAGAAAGAAAAAGGACUAGUAUCGGAAUGGAGCUUAUUACCGAUCCAUCCAUCUUGUUCCUGGAUGAGCCCACGACCGGCUUAGACGCAAGCACAGCAAAUGCUGUCCUCUCACUCCUGAAGAGGAUGUCUAAACAAGGACGGACCAUCAUCUUUUCCAUUCAUCAGCCUCGUUAUUCCAUCUUCAAGUUGUUUGAUAGUCUCACCUUGUUGGCCUCAGGGAGACUAAUGUUCCAUGGGCCUGCUCAGGAAGCUUUGGAGUACUUUGCAUCAGCUGGUCACCACUGUGAGCCCUAUAAUAACCCUGCAGACUUCUUCCUCGAUGUCAUUAAUGGAGACUCCUCUGCUGUGUUGUUAAACAGAGAGGAAGAAGAUGGUGAAGCCAAGGAGACUGAAAAGCCUUCCAAGGGACAUAAGCCACUCAUAGAAAAAUUGGCUGAGUUUUAUGUCAACUCUGCCUUCUUCAGAGAAACGAAAGUUGAAUUAGAUAAACUCUCAGAGGUUCAGAAAAAGAAGAGUGUGGACAUCAAGGACUUCACCUAUACCACCUCCUUCUGUCAUCAACUCAGAUGGGUCUCCAAGCGUUCAUUCAAAAACUUGCUGGGUAAUCCUCAUGCCUCCAUAGCUCAGGUAAUUGUAACAAUCAUCCUGGGACUGGUUAUAGGUGCCCUUUUCUAUGAUCUGAAGAGUGACCCUACAGGAAUCCAGAAUAGAGCUGGGGUGCUCUUCUUCCUGACGACCAACCAGUGCUUCAGCAGUGUAUCAUCCGUGGAGCUCUUCGUGGUUGAGAAGAAGCUCUUUAUGCAUGAAUAUAUCAGUGGAUACUACAGAGUGUCAUCUUAUUUCUUUGGGAAACUGUUAUCUGAUUUACUACCCAUGAGGAUGUUACCAAGUAUUAUAUUUACUUGUAUAAUCUACUUCUUGUUGGGAUUGAAGCCAACGGUGGAGUCCUUCUUCAUCAUGAUGUUUACCCUCAUGAUGGUGGCUUAUUCGGCCAGUUCUAUGGCUCUGGCCAUAGCAGCAGGUCAGAGUGUGGUAUCAGUAGCAACACUCCUCAUGACCAUCUCCUUUGUGUUUAUGAUGAUUUUUUCAGGGCUGUUGGUCAAUCUCAGAACCGUUGUGUCUUGGCUCUCUUGGCUUCAGUACUUGAGCAUUCCUCGAUAUGGCUAUGCGGCUUUGCAGCAUAAUGAGUUUUUGGGUCAAAACUUCUGCCCGGGACUCAACAUAACAGCAAACAAUACCUGUAGCUUUGCAAUAUGUACUGGAGAAGAAUUCUUGGUAAACCAGGGCAUCGACCUCUCAUCUUGGGGCCUGUGGAAGAAUCACGUAGUCUUGGCAUGCAUGAUUGUUAUCUUCCUUACAAUUGCUUACCUGAAAUUGUUAUUUCUUAAAAAAUUUACAUGAAUUUCUAAUUUAUGUGAUUAAUCUAUUCACUAGAAAGGAGCAUCUUGAUUUAUGUAUUCAUGAAGUUUUUCUGUUGUCUUUUCAUUUGCCAUUAUAUUAUUGUUUAGCUCAAAGUAUAUCCAACAGAAAUCAAAGUGAAUUGAAUUGUACAUGAAAAAACCCAAGUUAUUACCUAGUGAUAUUAUGUACCACUUGUUAGUUCAAGUAGCCAGACAGUAACCUUGGGGGAGAAAUUUAAUUUAAUUAAUUGACCUAAAAAAAUUGAAUCCUAAACCUCGUGACAAGUCAAUAAUAUCUACUAGCACUUUCCUCAUCUCUAAACUGAAUAGGUGUGCUACUGCCCUCCAGUUUUAAUAUGAUAUGAAUCUAGAUCUGCCAUCACUUAAUAAAUAACAAAUGUAUUGAUUCUAUAGUGGAAG